AUGUCGCGGCCGCUGUACAGGGGCGUGUCGGGGAUCGGCGGCAAGCUGGCGGCGGCGGACGAGGCGUACUACGACCCCAAGGAGCCUAGCGAGAACGGCAUUGGCGGCGGCGGCGGCGGCUUCGGCCGGGGCGGCGCGCGGAAGCGGCACCUCGCGGCCGCGGCGGUGAAGAUCGGGGUCCUGCUGCUGGCGGCGGCGGCGCUCGUGGGCUCGGUCGCGUGGGCGGGGACGCUCUACGCGGGGCGCGGCGCGGCGGCGCGCGCGGCCGCCGCCGCCGCGCACCGCGGGUACCGCCGGCUGCAGGAGCAGCUGGUCACGGACCUGCUCGACAUCGGCGAGCUCGCGGGCGGCGGCGUCCGCGCCAAGGAGGCGGAGGUGUGCCCGCCCGAGUACGAGAACUACGUGCCCUGCUACUACAACGUCACGGACGCCGUCGACGUCUCGGAUCUGGGGGCCGGCGUCGUCAUAAGCUACGACCGCCAGUGCACGCGCGACGGCAGGGUCACCUGCCUCGUCGCGCCACCAAGGAGCUACCGGAUUCCAGUGCGAUGGCCCAGCGGCAAGGGCUUCAUCUGGAAGGACAACGUGCGGAUUAGCGGGCAGGAGUUCUCGUCCGGGAGCCUGUUCAAGAGGAUGAUGGUGGAGGAGGACCAGAUCUCGUUCCCGUCGGACGCCCACAUGGCCGACGGUGUGGAGGAUUAUGCCCAUCAAAUUGCGGAGAUGAUUGGGUUGCGGAAUGAAUUCAAUUUCAAUGAGGCUGGGGUUAGGACAGUCCUUGAUAUAGAAUGUGGAUUUGGUACAUUUGGGGCACAUCUUUUUGAGAGAGAUCUCUUGACCAUGUGCAUUGCUAACUAUGAAGCAUCAGGCAGCCAAGUGCAAAUUACACUGGAGAGAGGCAUUCCUGCAAUGAUUGGUUCAUUUGCAACGAAGCAGCUUCCAUAUCCCUAUCUUUCCUUUGAUAUGGUGCAUUGUGCGAAAUGCAAUAUCGAAUGGUACAAAAACGAUGGCAUUUUCUUGGUUGAAGUGAACAGGCUUUUGAGGCCUGAUGGAUAUUUUGUAUGGACAUCAAAUUUGAAUACACAUAGGGCCUUGCGUGACAAAGAAAACCAAAAGAAAUGGACAGCCAUUCGUGACUUCGCUGAGGGCCUUUGUUGGGAGAUGCUGUCACAACAAGAUGAGACAAUUGUAUGGAAAAAGACAAAUAAAAGGGAGUGUUACAAUUCAAGAAAAUCUGGGCCUGAGCUAUGUGGCCAUGAUCCAGAAUCACCAUACUACCAACCACUAAGCCCCUGCAUAUCAGGCACAAGAAGCCAGCGUUGGAUCCCCAUUGAACAUCGUUCCACCUGGCCAUCUCAGUCUAGACAAAACUCAACAGAACUGGACAUACAUGGUGUGCAUUCAGAAGUCUUUGCUGAUGAUACUUCAAGCUGGGACUCCAUGGUGCGAAACUACUGGUCUUUGCUAUCUCCACUUAUAUUUUCAGACCAUCCAAAGAGACCUGGUGAUGAAGACCCCCAGCCACCAUUUAACAUGCUAAGGAAUGUUUUAGAUAUGAAUGCUCACUUUGGUGGAUUUAAUGCUGCUUUACUGAAGGCUGGAAAGUCUGUAUGGGUGAUGAAUGUUGUUCCUACAAAUGCCCCAAACUAUCUACCACUAAUAUUUGACCGUGGUUUUAUUGGGGUUCAACAUGAUUGGUGUGAUGCAUUUCCAACUUACCCAAGAACAUAUGAUAUGGUGCACGCUGAUGGCUUUCUAUCACUUGAGAAGAACCACAAGCAUAGAUGUUCUUCUCUUGACAUAUUCUUGGAAGUUGAUCGCAUCCUACGACCAGAGGGCUGGGUCAUAAUCCGUGACACCGCCCCUCUUAUUGAAGCGGCAAGAUCUGUUGUUACUCAACUCAGAUGGGAUGCCCGUAUUUUAGAUCUUGACAUAGCUAGUGAUGAAAAGCUACUUGUCUGUCAGAAGCCCUUUAUCAGAAAAUAA
Miscanthus lutarioriparius is the source of this 1983-nucleotide messenger RNA. Lineage: Eukaryota; Viridiplantae; Streptophyta; Magnoliopsida; Poales; Poaceae. The record is from the annotation of a GenBank genome assembly.